Varroa destructor (honeybee mite) is the source of this 5654-nucleotide messenger RNA. Its product is annotated as neuronal acetylcholine receptor subunit beta-4-like. NCBI's taxonomy places the organism in Eukaryota, Metazoa, Arthropoda, Arachnida, Mesostigmata, Varroidae. Gene Ontology annotation, molecular function: extracellular ligand-gated monoatomic ion channel activity; transmembrane signaling receptor activity. The record is from RefSeq and is a predicted model, not a curated record. Gene Ontology annotation, biological process: monoatomic ion transmembrane transport. Gene Ontology annotation, cellular component: membrane.
UGCUCGCCUUAUACUCAACAGAGUUCUGUUCGGUUGCAUGGCUUUAGCACUCCAGAAAUGUACUGAACAUCCGCUCCCGCACAUGUAGCGUAUAGAACAGUCAGACGUCUGUACCCUUCUAGCCCUGUCAAUGGCUCAGUUUAAUCUACGCGGUUGAAAUUUUCUAGUAUGCAUUCUCUGAAGCCCCUAAAUCAGCAUUUAGCUUAAGCCUUGUCUCUUUUUAGAGCCCAUGUUGAAUCUAGUCCGACCGUCUAUCUCACAUUUACAGGUCUGCCAUAAAAAUCCAAUAUCGGAAAGUAUCAACGAAGACGUGUCGAGUUUAUAUAUUGUCUUACUACAAACAGCGGUGCGCAACGCAAUGCUAACCAGUGGUCGAAGCCAGCCGGCACACACCGUAGCCAGAAAACAUCCUGUAUGUAUUUUAACUUGUUAUUUUUGCGCAUCAGCGAUCAUAUAGCACGGUCUUUCGUUUGAUGGUUGUUCCUGUUGGUAAACUUUUGAAAGCACACUGAAACAUCCGCGAUCUGUUCGACUGCACAGCAUGCACAACUCUCCACACAAACCUUUUCCAGCUAAAAGAAGUAACACCAGCCUUGGCGCGAUUCAUGUUACCCUAAGAGGGAUAUAUAAACAUACUCUACCUUUAACGCCAUAUAGAUCUGAAGAAAGCUCUCAUUGAUUCGAUCUUUUUGUAUGUUUAACUGAACUCAGCUGGAGGCCCUGGAACGAUAUAACAAAGCAGCUAUAAUCUAUAGGAAGCGAAAAAAAGACCUCUAACAAUAGUAGAACAGGUCGGCAAAUAACAACGGUUAAUUUGAAAAUGGUUACGGGCUCGACAACAUCCAUAUUCAGCGUUGGGAUGCAGCAGCACUUAGAAUGGGACAUGCAAUUAAGAAGUGUCGAUUCUCGUGCAGAGCUAGAUCGAACUUGAGUCCUCCGAUGAGUGUCCCAGCCGACUACCUGUAAUGAGUUAUACGUCGUAGACAGUUAUCCGCUGCAGUACGCUUGAUCGAAACUCGAACACUCUUUCGAGUCAAUCUUGGAACGUAAAUUGGUCUUGUUUAUACCUUACGUGCUAUGUAUUACUUAAAAAAUCGUCGAAUAGUCAGCACUCUGCAGAGACGCCCCUCUGAGGAGCAAUAUCGUAAUUUUUCUUUCUCUUCGACUCUAUGCAAUGUAAUAGGAAGCCAGCCAUCAUGGAUACUCAGUGCUGGAUAACAGCUGCGCCUUCUGAUACAGUGACCCGGCCGUCGCGUAUCCCGUAACGUGUGUCGUUCGAAAGAAAGCAGUUUUGUGAAUCAAUGUAACCCGGAUAGAUCUAUUUUUUUUUCUGCUAAAAUUGCUAAUUUCUGUAAAACGAAAAGUGUGUCUUCCAGUAUGCAGUCGGCUGCCGUGAUAAAAAUUAUCAUCAUAUUGAUCCUAGUAGUCUUCGUGGAUCAAUGUUUCGCAGAGCCUUUAAUUAAUAAGAAUUACACUGUAGCUGCGAAAAUUGCAAAGUUUCAAGCAGAAUUCAACUUCAAAGCGGCCAAUGUCAGGUUUACUCCUCCACCUAACCGGGACGCCGAAGGACCGCUGUCAGUGCACGCAUAUCUCUAUAUUCUGGAUCGCUUCAUUAUUGAUACCUAUGAACACAGUGUCACCUUUUCGAUGGUACUUUGUACGCAAUGGGUGGACAAACGAUUGGUGUGGGAACACGAGUCAGCCCCGACCAGCAUCGUGUACACGUUUUGGGUCUACGUUUGGUCCCCCCGAAUACGAUUUAGUAACACGAUCAACGCAGAAUCCACAGUGUAUGUUCCUGUUCAUGUAGACAGCGAUGGUAUUGUAAUGAGGUGCCAGGUGUACGAUAUAAUAGCCCCAUGUUCAUUUGACCUAAGCGCCUUUCCCAACGACGUUCACAACUGUAGUCUUUCGUUUUCCAGCAUAAACUACGGCAGUCACGAUAUCAUUUUCGAGCCUUGGAUUACGGAGUCGGAAAUCAGCUCGUCUGAAUGGAAACUUCUACCAUCGGCUCGUGCUCUGAACGUGCCUCAACCAUCAACCGGCAACAUAUCAACGGUCGUGGUAGAUCUACAAAUCAGAAGGCAACCGCAUCUGUAUGGAUUUCGCGUGUAUCUGGCAAUGCGUACCAGCCAUCUCCUGUUGGCUCUUACAAUUCUAGCUCCUGAAAGUUGUCGAAUAUCGCUUACCUACAUGCUGCUUCUGACCACUUGUUUACAACACGGCUUUCUUGCCACGAUGACUCGAAGUUCUACCGAAACACCUCGAAUAUUGUGGCAAUCGUCCGCGAGCGUUUUUCUGUCUCUCGUCACCGUUUGCAGUUCACUGUUGAGAUCGUCUUUCAGGCCUUCGAAGCUUAUCAACACCCUCAAACGGACAUUGUCCGUGCUAGAACGAUGCAUCCUUCUUUCUGGCGUUGGACUACUCGUUGUUAUUUUAUUAUUUCAGUAGAGAGAGCCAUUUACGCGCCUGUAUCGGCCAAACAUGCAAUAAAUAAAAAAAAAAAAACUAUGCUGCAAGAAAACACGGCCCUGCUGGGAAAAAUGGGAUAAAAGCGCGUCAUAUCAAGAUAUCAUAUCGGGUGGCAACUGAUUAACACUGUAUAAUAACAUUAGCCAAGCAGGCAAACGCUUUGUCAGAAUGGAGCACUUCUAACUGAUAGGUUUAUUUAUUAAAUUGUUUUUAAUAUCGUAGCUAUUUUCUGCUCAUGGUGGAAAAAAAAGCAGUUUACGCAGUGCGCGUGGAUGCUUAGGUAUUCAAAUGUCUCCAGAAGGGCAAUUGUUAUGGGUCACCGAGGUAUUACAUAUAGUCGAGUACUUAAAGUCUCACAACGUGAGAUAAUGACUAUUCUGCUACGCAUGCGCAAGCAGAAAAAGAGAAAUUUUAUUACAAAAUGUGGCUUCUUUGAAAACUUCUGUUCAACGUUUGUUUUUUGGUCAAAUCAUAAGCUUUACACUUUCAUUACUGCCUACCUCCACGCUUAGCUUCACUAGUUGAGAAACGGCUGAAGUUGGAAGUCUAGUGAUUUGAUCCCAGCCAACCAGAGGUCUUAUACUGUUCUUUUGGAGCCUGUAGGCGCAAGCGUGAAGCCAACAGGCCAGAUAUGGGCCUGCUUUUAAAAAAACGGACAUUAUACUUUAGGUUAGUUAUAAGAUCAACCACAACAGUUUCGUCUAUCAUGUUUAUGUAAUACCGCAAUUUUCCGCCGGCGACUAAACAAGUAACUGUUCACUUAUUCAGUCUCGUGAGACAUGAUCCAUUCAUAAGAUUCAUACAAUUCCGAUGUAGUUGUGGUUAUUAUAAAUUGCCAGUAUGAUAAUGAUACGCCGGCUACCACGUGCUGUUACCAAGAAAAUACUCCAAUGAAAAAAAUACAGUGUGGUAUAAGGCGUUUCAUACGCCACAUACCCUUUGGUAGACCCUUUGGAAUAGAAGUAAACGUAAUCCUCAUUAACGAUAUCUCACACCAUAUACAUUUGUCUUUCCAUGGAAGCAUGACCUUUCUUGGACUGUGUCUACCAAUGCGGAUCCUUUGUUCUAAAACUAUAGUAAAUUGCCGAAUGGAAAAGUACUAACGACUUCCGGAUUAUAAGAGUGGAAGCGAACAAUGUAAUAGUGCGAUGUUUUCAAAACAUGGGAAAACUACGAUUGAGUAAGGACUAAGUGACAUCUAGAAACUUAUUCAUAUAUAUAUGCAGAUCGGCUGCCGCGUACAUGGUGUUGGAGAAAGAUAUCCGCCACAAACGCUGCACUUCGGUAAACGUAAAAAAUAUCGAAGUUGCGCAGCAACACGGCGAAAGUCCUCUGCUGUGGGCUCAAUUUCUCAUAAUCAUCGUCUGGCUUGACCAUUAGACAAGGGCAUGCACAUCCAGUAUACACGAAAAUAUUUGCAAUUGUGUCUAAAAUUCUCGGACUUAUCUCUAUACUGCUAUCAGUCAUUUAUAAUACGUUAAUUCCAGGAUAUGAAUUCAAAAGUUUCCUUCUGAAAGCGUUAAAGCAUUAAAUAUGCUAGUAUAAGAUGAAACUAUGUAUUAUUAUCAAGCCCUUGAUGGGCGCCAGCACCAACCCUGGGUUUAGCUUUUCACUCUAAUUCUGUCGGACGCGCAUUUUCGAAAAGUUUGUGUAGUGGCCGGCGUCGAAUCUGUUAGAGCUGUUGCUAAGUCACGUAGUUGCGAAAUGCUAAUAUCUGACGCCGAAAACGGCUGAGUAUUGCUACUCUGUGGGGUCUUUUCAAAUCUGAUUAUUUUCAGGUAAAUUCGAAAAUAGCUCCCCAAUUAUUUUCUAUUUAAACUUCACAGCUCUACGAAUUUACUUAUUCACUGAUUACGUGAUGGGGUAUUACGGUAAAACUAGCUCUUGGUUUUCGUUCGAAGCUUAACUACGUUACUACAAGUGUUACCUGUGAGGGUAUUGGUUUUUGCUACAAUAAUCAUUGUAUUUCCUGGUCGAAUGCUCAGUAUGAUUGGCACGUAGCGUGAUGUCUUCAUGAAUCACAAUAUGUGAUGCAAUACAUGCAUUAGUACUCGCCUAUGCACCGGAUUCGAAUGUCUCGCGGGUACACGAUUUUCGUAGGCACCCACGUGGGGAAUUGCGUUCUAAAGAGGAUUGUACGCUCUAGAGUCCGGUAGUAUCAAUUUUUCUUUGACUGUAUAGAAAAGUACGCUGACGAGAAAAUACCGAACGACUCGAAACAUUUUUUUCCGAGAAGUUCUUAAAAAAAAAAAUGCUUAAUUUCCAAAACGUUCAAUUUGCCCGUCCCGAGCAAUUCAAAUUAAACACAACGCUUGAGUGAAUGGCAGUGGCAUCCAGCGUUCGCAUCGCGCCUUCUAUCCAUGUUCAAUCAUUAUUAUAGAUUUUAGCACAAAUGAAACAUUUUCUACAUCUACCAGAAAUUACGAAAUCCGCCUUGCAAGGAGUUCCUAACCAUUGACUAACUGUAGGGUGAAACAUCGAAUAAAUGAAACUGUAUUACCGGCCAAGUUAAGUUACGCUAGGACUAGCCCGACGUUCAUGCUAGAUUGGGGUAACAUAUUAUUACGGAUACUAAGACAGCGACCAAAUCUGGCCAAAUGUUAACUGACCACUCUAUUGCACCAAUGCAUUGAAUUUGUUGUUUGCCAAGCUAACAUACUGUCGAAUGAUUGUAUGUAGGAAAGUUCUCGUUUUUAUAAACUCUUCGCUUGUUGGUUUUUACAAUCAAGUUUAUUAUAGUUGAACAAUGGAAUUACGUGUUGUGGCAGUGACAUGUAAGAACGUUUGCAAAGAAAGUGUUGCCAGCUUGAUAUUUCCAGGGUCAGUUGUAUAUGUCUGGCCACAGCAAAACGCAUUUGCUUAACUAGAAGAACUUAAAUACUACUUUAAAUUAUAUAGGGUUGCCCAAAUUGAAAUACAGGUACUAUCAUACGAAGGCGAUAGCCUAAACAGAUUGAAAUUAUAUGUGUAGAUAUAGGUAAACGCUACAUGUCAACAUGAUAUAUUAGAUAAUGUUCCUACGACGAUCAAAACAAGUUCGAAAGGUGGGAAAAUGUUGACUUGACAGCUACUUGUUCCAGCUUUAAAAUUCUGUAUUGGAAAUGUUUAGUUACAACAGCAUAUGCGAUUUGGACAAUUACAUUUUCGAGCAAAAUUUGUUUUUAACAAUAAAUUUAAAUACA